Molecule: messenger RNA, 1093 nt
Organism: Branchiostoma belcheri (Belcher's lancelet)
Lineage: Eukaryota; Metazoa; Chordata; Leptocardii; Amphioxiformes; Branchiostomatidae
Exons: 7
Coding region: 206-844 (212 amino acids)
Source: RefSeq, a predicted model, not a curated record
GGUGACUCAACCCUAGUGUUGAUUCAUGUGUACUCAGACUACUCAAAGAGGGAUUUUCGUGCUCACUAGAGCGUGGUGAAACCAGGGGGAAGGACUGCCUUCAAGAAACUUCACUCCGCCAAGACAUUCGGUGAAGAAAAUGACUUAAGGCAAUGGUACCUCGCACCCACUUUCUAAGUUAAGAGUUGAAUGCAGAUCCGAUACAAUGAGUGCGAUAUCAAUCAAGUUACGAGAAUUCAAGGGCCAUAAUGUGCAACACAACCCUAUACGUGAAGGCAAGCCUGUAACAGCGGUGUGGCCGGGCGAAUACGGACGUAUGCACGCACCCAAGCCGAGAGACAAUCUGACUUUGGGGAAGGGCGUCACACCUCGGCCUCAGACGGCGCCGGCUCAGAGACCGACCACAGCGCCGGCACAGAUCAAACAUGCACAGCAAAGAGCCCAGGAGUCGAUGAGGACCGGACGACCGGUGACGGCCUCCGGGGGAAGGCCGCCUGUACAGCGUGACGUGUGGGGGGUACCCAUACAGAAGUACCCGGCCAAGUCUACGUACGAAGCGUCAUACGACAGACGCUGGGCUUUCGGUCACCCUCCUGAGUUACGAGAGAUGAUGAUGAGUAUGAAGCCUCCCCCUCCCACCCUCCAGUCUUACAUGUGGAAGGCGCUGUCCAGUCCUAUGGAGUUCAAAACAACCAAUCCUGACAUCGACAGACGGUUAUAUCGUCGACCUGAAACAGCGCCCUCUGACGUCCCCACUAGGAAAGACAUCUUCGGCAACAGAAUGCGUUUCGAGACGACCUACGGAUCUGCGUACAACCAGCCUUUCAAAUUUUCUUGGCGAUAACAACAUGCAGUUUACAAAAAAAAACGUGGAAAGUGCAAAGUAAAACGCGCUUUUAUGUUUCUCAGGUCAAAAAAUUCAUAAUCAUAUGUUGUCAUUGACUUUACUUAUAGAAUAUUACCAAGAAUAUAUAUAUAUGUAUACACCAAUGAAGCCAUGCGAUGAACUUAGAAGAAUAUUUGACGACGAUUCCUAAAUGGUGACCCACAUGUUAAUAUCGCACUAGGUGUGUAAGAUAUAUCGCAUUCAAGU